Messenger RNA from Tinamus guttatus (white-throated tinamou), 931 nucleotides. The record is from RefSeq and is a predicted model, not a curated record. Lineage: Eukaryota; Metazoa; Chordata; Aves; Tinamiformes; Tinamidae.
GCUGGAGGUGAUGCAGCGCAUCGAGCUGCCCGUCUCGCCGCCCGCCUUCGGCACUGACAGCAACCUGCUCAACCUGCAGCGCGCGCUGCUCUCCGGCUACUUCCUCCAGGUGGCCCGGGACAUCGACGGCUCUGGCAACUACGUGAUGCUGACGCACAAGCACGUGGCCCAUCUGUCCCCCAGCUGCUGCUACCGGCUGCGGCGGCCGCCCCCGCGCCCGCCCCCCUGGGUGCUCUACCACGAGUUCACCAUCUCGCAGGACAACUGCCUGCGCGUCGUCUCCGAGAUCCAGCCCCAGAUGCUGGUGGAGCUGGCGCCCCAGUACUACCUGAGCAACCUGCCGCCCAGCGAGAGCCGUGACCUGCUGGCCCAGCUGCGGCACGAGGUGGCCGCCCCGCAGGAGGAGGCGCCCGCGGGGCCGGCGCCGCAGGAGGCGCCCGCCGAGGAGGACGAGGAGAGGGAGGUCUGCGCCGUGCAAGGAUCCCACCCGGCCCUGCUCCCAUCCCGCAACGUGAUCCCGCAGCCAUCCCGGACUGAGGCUGCUCUGCCCUCGCAGUCCUGUGGCCUGGACGCAGCUGUUCAUUUAGGGGACCUGAACCAGGACGUGGAGUUGCAAUGCAACACCUCAGAGCAGCAGGUGACCUGGAAGCUGAAUGACGAUGAGGAGCCCAUGGUAGAGCUUGAGGCCGAGGGAAAAGCUCUCAGAAUCCUGGGCCUGGACCUGCCGGCUGCUGGCAACUACAGCUGCUGGGCCGGCUCCGUGCUGCUGGACUCCAUCUACGUGGUGGUCAGGAACGCCUGGCAGCCGAGCAUCAACGUCUCGUGCCAGGCUGAGUCCUACCGCGGCUCCUUCCGCUGCUCCUGGAGGGCUCCUCCUUUCACCAUCUUCCGCGCCCGCCUCACACGCAGGUGGGUGCUGGGACCCUUGUGA